AAUCACGAUUUGACCACUAUGGGUAAGCGUGGACGAAAGAGCUACUGUCUCCAACAGGUACCCGUUCUGACGUCACUGGUCUGUGACCGGCCUUAUUAGACGAGUCACUUUUCAAAUCGAUCACUUUUUCAUAAACGACAGGACGAACUGAACCUUUUUAUUUCAAGAGACUACAUCGGUAUUGGGACAUGUGGCGGCUGGCUGUAUUCUGCCUCGGGGUUGGUCUGUUGGCCCAGGCCUACUCUGUUGAAUCCGAGGGAUCUGACAAGGAACUCCUCCAGAGAUUACUCCGGGUGCUUACUGAGAAGGCUAGUGAGGACGCACUCAGAGAAAUCACGCAUCAGUUUGAGGAACGUGGCAGUGGAAAUAACAAAGGCGGCGAUAACGAUGACAACGCUGAGAAUGACGAUGACGCAGAUCUCGUACGUUUACUGGAAACAGUGCAGAGAAUAUGUACUGAGGCUGAUUUCGAUGGUGUUCCCGUAUCGGUAAAACAAACACUGGAGGAUAUUUGUUCCGUCCUCGACGAUGAGGACAAUGAGGGUGAGGAUGAAGAGACGAAAUCACCAAAAGACGGAAUGGAAACAAGGGGUAAAACAAACCCAUCUAAACCAAAACCAACUGGAGGACCCAAGCCAACUGGAGGACCAAAACCAACUGGAGGACCCAAGCCAACUGAAGGACCAAAACCAACUGGAGGGCCGAAGCCAUCUGGAGGACCUAAGCCAUCUGGAGAAUCCAAACGAAGAGGAAAAGUUGGCGGUAUGGAAAAAAGUCCAACUGGAGGACCAAGACCAACUGGAGGACCAAGACCAAGUAGAGGCCCAAGACCAACUGGAGGACCAAGACCAAGUAGAGGACCAAGACCAGCUAGAGGACCCAGACCGACGGGAGGACCAAGACCAAGUAGAGGCCCAAAACCAACCGGAGGACCAAGACCAAGUAGAGGCCCAAGACCGACGGGAGGACCAAGACCAAGUAGAGGCCCAAGACCAACCGGAGGACCAAAACCAAGUAGAGGACCCAGACCAGCUAGAGGACCAAGACCGACGGGAGGACCAAGACCAACUGGAGGACCCCGACCAACUGGUAGACCAAGACCAACUGGAGGACCCAGACCGACUGGAAGACCAAUAGGCAGAAAAGUCAAAUUCUAUAUCAGUGUGUUGAAGAAAAUUAAUCAAGCGUGUUCUGAAAAUGAUGACACCUCAAUAGACGCCCUUCUCCAGGCUAUCUGCGAAGUUCUAAACUGAUGCAUGUCGCCAAGACAUUUUUAUAAAUAACAGGCACUUCAAUAUAAUAUAACACUAGACAUAUUAUAAAAGGUACUUAUUAUCGCAAGCCAACUUAACAUUUAAUCACGGAAAAAGUUGAUAUGUUUAAAUGUAUGAUGAAUCUUAUAAGGUAUCUUGUGUAAAAAAAAAAUGAAAUACAGUAUGAACAUUUCUGCUGAAAUAAAUAUUACGCUGG
Molecule: messenger RNA, 1470 nt
Organism: Mizuhopecten yessoensis (Yesso scallop)
Lineage: Eukaryota; Metazoa; Mollusca; Bivalvia; Pectinida; Pectinidae
Product: proline-rich protein 2-like
Exons: 2
Coding region: 189-1253 (354 amino acids)
Source: RefSeq, a predicted model, not a curated record